UCCCCGCUCUGUCCUCGCGGCAGUCUGACGCCGGUCGCGCAGUCAGCAUGGCUGGAUUUUCUCGCAGUUUUUCGCCGGUUCUACCGAGCUAGAGACGAGUACGAGUCUAUCUUGUGUCCGUGUCGGUAGUGCAUGCUGUCUGAGUGUCGUCGUCAGAGCCGUUCGAGACCAUUCGCAAUCGAGUGUCGGAGACGCGUGCUUUGGCAAGCCGAGAACGAAAGAGACGCCAGAUAACCGAACCUAACCUCCAAAGACAGAGAUGUGUCGAGACGUAACUCUCGUUUCGCGGUCGCGGUGAUCUCGUUUAUUUCCGUAUCGUUUAUAUUCGCGAUACGGAACUUAUCGAAACAAAUGUGCUGCUUGCUGUAUUGUUCAUCGUGCAUGUAAUAUUGUGAUUUUCGUCUUCGUGAUCGCGCCUAAAGUGCGUCGCGUGACAAUCGUGUGUGCUGCUCGUGUGCUUGGCAUAGGAACAGAACAAGGACAGAAAGCAUGCAAAGAACAAAAGGGAACGGAAAACUACUAUGCGUCCCGGCGUGAACGAAUCGGUGACGUUUCCCGAGUGAAUGUGUGUGAGGAAACAGAGUGUGGAUGAGAGAGAAAUAGUGUUGAACCAUGAAGAAGGAAGAACGAUAGAAAGGUUGGACGAAAAGAGACUUGGCCAUCAACAAAUCUUGACCCAAGAACGGGAAAAGAUUUCUUGGAAAGCAGUUUCGUCGAAGGUGACUCGGUGUUUUUGGGAUGGAACAGCGUCUCGAAUCAAUGGUUUCUUGGAAUAGACUUUUUUUUUAUACCGUCUAAUCCAUCGAGACACUAGACCAGAGCCAUCGAUCAGGUGUUCGACGCUGAGGGGCGCAACGAGGUUACCCUCUGCGCCGGAUCAUCGUAGCGAAGCUCGUUUGAGGACGGAUCCAAAGGUAUUGGUCUUCGUGGAAACGCUGUAUUCUAUGUUGGGAAAAAACAUAGCGGAACUGCUAGUCUCCAAUCGAAUCAAAUACAAACUGGAAGUGGCUGGCAAGUCUCUACCCGUGUUGACAAACCUGGAUAAAGGUCGAUACGGUGUCUUAAUCUUUGAAAAUCUGAACAAGUACCUGCAGAUGGACAAGUGGAAUCGCGAAUUGCUAGAUAAAUAUUGCAGAGAAUAUUCGGUCGGCAUCGUGGGAUUCGCGCCGUCCGGCGAGGAAAGUCUCGUCGGUGCGCAGCUGAAGGGUUUUCCUUUGUUCGUGCAUACUAAUCUCAGGCUGAAGGAUGCACAACUGAACGCAGCGUCUCCUAUCCUCCGAUUAACCAGAUCCGGGGAAACGGCCUGGGGACCACUUCCUGGCGGUGACUGGACCAUUUUUCAAGCCAAUCACAGCACUUACGAACCCCUGGCAUGGGCACAUCGGGACAGCCUCGACUAUCCGGCUAAUAAAAGUCCUCUGGCGACUGUCAUUCAGGAUCACGGGAGAUACGAUGGGAUUCAGAGAGUCUUUUUUGGCGGAGGAUUACGAUUCUGGUUACACAACUUGUUAUUGCUCGACUCUCUUUCCUACUUGUCCCACGGCCAGUUGAGCCUAAGCCUUAAUCGCAUGAUCUUGGUAGACGUCGAUGAUAUAUUCGUCGGUGAGAAGGGAACGAGAUUAAGAAAGGACGACGUGAUGGCGCUGUUGAUUACCCAACAGAGGAUCCAAGCGUUGGUACCUGGUUUCAAAUUUAACUUGGGGUUUUCUGGAAAAUAUUUCCAUCACGGCACCUCCGAGGAAAAUCUGGGGGACGAUAUGCUUCUGGAGAACGUCGACAGAUUUACGUGGUUUUCUCAUAUGUGGAAUCAUCAACAACCUCACCUUUACGAGAAUGUAACGCAUCUACAAUUAGACAUGGCGUUGAACAAACAAUUCGCGAAAGACCACGGAAUUCCAACAGGAAGCGGUUACAGCGUAAGUCCUCAUCAUUCCGGCGUUUAUCCGGUCCACGAAGGAUUAUAUGAAGCGUGGAAAAGAGUGUGGAACAUCAAAGUCACAAGCACAGAAGAGUAUCCCCAUUUGAGGCCAGCUCGAUUAAGAAGAGGAUUUAUUCAUCGUAAUAUAAUGGUUCUACCGAGACAAACCUGUGGCCUUUUCACACACACAAUCUUUAUCGAUAGAUAUCCAGGCGGAAGAGAGAAACUGGACAGAUCGAUACAGGGUGGCGAACUCUUCCAGACAAUCGUUCACAAUCCUAUCAAUAUUUUUAUGACGCACAUGUCGAAUUAUGGAAACGAUCGUCUGGCAUUGUAUACCUUCGAGUCUGUGAUUAAAUUUAUCCAAUGUUGGACGAAUUUGAGAUUAUCCAGUGCACCGCCUCUUCAAUUAGCGGAAAGAUAUUUUCAACUCUAUCCUGAGGAAUCUGAUCCUGUGUGGGGUAAUCCCUGUGAUGAUCAGAGGCAUCAAAAGAUUUGGUCGAGGAACAAGACAUGUGAUCAACUACCAAGGUUUCUGGUAAUUGGUCCUCAAAAAACUGGCACUACUGCUCUCUAUACUUUCCUCUCCAUUCAUCCUGCGAUAAGCAGCAAUUUGCCAAGUCCUGACACUUUCGAGGAGAUUCAGUUCUUCAAUGGGAAAAAUUAUUACAAAGGCCUUGAUUGGUACAUGAGCUUCUUCCCAGCAUCGAAAAACGAGAGUUCGCGGUAUCUGUUUGAAAAAUCUGCAACUUAUUUCGAUGGGGAAUUAGUACCACGUAGAGCUCACGCUCUUCUACCCAGAGCAAAAUUAAUUACUAUACUACUUUCGCCUGCUAGGCGUGCCUAUUCAUGGUACCAGCACACGAGAGUUCAUGGCGAUCCUGUAGCAAAUAAUUAUUCCUUUCACUCGGUUAUCACUGCAAGCGAUACAGCACCAAAACCCCUACGCGAUCUCAGGAAUAGAUGUUUAAAUCCCGGAAAAUACGCUCAGCAUCUGGAAAGGUGGCUUUCCUAUUAUCCGCCUCAGCAAUUGCACAUUAUAGACGGCGAACAGUUGCGGCAAAAUCCUGUAGAGACAUUGCACGAGUUACAAAGGUUCCUCAAGAUCACGCCCGCUUUCAAUUACUCGUCUCAUUUGAGGUACGAUCCGAAGAAAGGAUUCUUUUGUCAAGUUACCAAUGAGGAUCGAACGAAAUGUCUUGGCAAGAGCAAAGGCCGUCAAUAUCCGCCUAUGGAGGAUAAAUCGUACAAAUUAUUACAGAGAUAUUAUUUAUCCCACAACACGGCUCUAGUGAAAUUAUUGAAACGGCUCGGGUUGAGAACUAUCCCACAAUGGCUGAAGGAAGAUCUUACCGACACGGUGAUGACCUAGCAAACGUCGAUUAUAUGAAACGAUACCGUUUCUGAAUUGUUUAUCUCUACGGUGAACGAAAUUCACCGGUUAUUAGCUGAAGAUCUGUAACAUAAUUGUACAUUCGAUAUAUUCCACUGGACUCCAAAUCCUCGACGGAAGGACCAUUGCAGUGGCCUAUCCCAGUGGUUUUGGCCUAAGAUCCGUGGGAAGCCUGCGAAACUAGUCACUAAACGAUUUUAAGGUGAAUCGUGACUGUCGAUCGUUGUUAAGCCAAUAGCACUAUUAUUAACGUUAUAUUAUUAUUGUCAUCGUUGUUGCGUCGUAGAAAACAUGAUUAUUAAGAGUACAGCCCGUUCGCUGGUGCCAUCAUCCGUCUGUAAUGAUUGGACGCUUUUCGUUCUGAUCUUUACUACUAAAAGAUACUACUAUAAUAUAAUAAGAAGAAAAAAAGAGAAUUCCUAAUUUGUACUCGAGUUAAAUUCUUCUUCAAUCUUAGUACAACAUAUUUUUCUUCAACGAAGAAGACGACAAUAUAAUUAAUAAAUCAAAAGACCACAAACAAAAACGCACAUUUUGGCUUUGCGUAAUGAUAAUCAUAAACAAUUUGUCGACACGGGUACAAUGACUCUUUACAAAUUUGAGUAGGAAAGAGAAGAAGGAUGCUUUAAUGAGUGAAAUUAGAAGCGGUCAAAAAAAAAAAAAAAUUGUAUUUUAGAAACUUGACUUUUGUGAGACAAGAUCUGUCCAAAUCGUGUUGCAAUGUUUGAAGAGAUUUAUUUCCUCAUGAAAAUAAUUAAUGGAUAAAUCGAAUUUGUUGAUAUUUAAAUCGACGAUCCGUCAGUCCUUCACUUCUGGUACUAAUUGCAGGAUUGCUUCUGCGAGUGUGAGACUUUUGGAAAGUUUGAACUUUUUUCUCGCCCACUUACUCUCUCAGAGACACGAUGUACAUUAAUUCUCGUUAUGUAAGCGUAUUAAAAUAAAAAAGUAAAUAAAUAAA
Apis dorsata (giant honeybee) is the source of this 4269-nucleotide messenger RNA. It is a transcript of the gene sfl, whose product is annotated as bifunctional heparan sulfate N-deacetylase/N-sulfotransferase. The record is from RefSeq and is a predicted model, not a curated record. The coding region runs from base 945 to 3290 and encodes 781 amino acids. Gene Ontology annotation, molecular function: heparan sulfate N-sulfotransferase activity; deacetylase activity. Gene Ontology annotation, cellular component: Golgi apparatus. NCBI's taxonomy places the organism in Eukaryota, Metazoa, Arthropoda, Insecta, Hymenoptera, Apidae. The transcript is spliced from 12 exons.